Messenger RNA from Hyphopichia burtonii NRRL Y-1933, 625 nucleotides. RefSeq lists its product as uncharacterized. The transcript has a single exon. The coding region runs from base 1 to 594 and encodes 197 amino acids. The record is from RefSeq and is a predicted model, not a curated record. Lineage: Eukaryota; Fungi; Ascomycota; Pichiomycetes; Serinales; Debaryomycetaceae. Gene Ontology annotation, cellular component: mitochondrial large ribosomal subunit. Gene Ontology annotation, molecular function: translation release factor activity. Gene Ontology annotation, biological process: mitochondrial translational termination.
AUGAUUCGAGUACCUAGCUAUGUCCCCCUAGGUCUCCGGGCCUUGGGGUUGGGGCCGGUGAGUCCAGCAGUCUAUAUUAAGCGAGCAUACCUGAGCUCCAAUGAACUAAGUCAGGACCAGAUCGACAAAGCACGUACUUGGUUGGAGUCUUUCCAACCCGACAAGAUUCCAAGGCACAUCUUUGAAAUAACCUACAGCAGGGCAUCGGGACCCGGUGGGCAGAAGGUCAAUAAGACCUCGUCGAAGGCCACGAUCUCCAUGACGGAAAACGAGUGGUUGGACCCUAAGGCGUGUUUCUGGAUUCCAUUUGCAGUAAGAACAAAACUAUCACAACAGCCUCUAAGAUACCAGACCAAGUCUGGGGGGAUUGUGGUUCAAUGUGACACUUUCCGUACCCGGGAGGUCAACACCGAUGAGUGUUUCAAGAGAUUGCUACAGGAAAUCAGGGAGAAUGUUCAUUUUGCUGCUGAACCUACAGAAGAAGAUAAGAAACGAUGGGAAGAGAUCAAGGCAGACAGAAAGGAAAAGAGGCUUUUCAACAAAAAGAAACAGAGUGACAAGAAGAAAAGUAGAUCAAAGAGCUUUGACUAUUGAAGUGUAUAUAGUAAUAGAAUUUGUAAUUAGC